This is a messenger RNA of Fusarium graminearum PH-1, 975 nucleotides long. RefSeq lists its product as uncharacterized. The record is from RefSeq and is a predicted model, not a curated record. NCBI's taxonomy places the organism in Eukaryota, Fungi, Ascomycota, Sordariomycetes, Hypocreales, Nectriaceae. The transcript is spliced from 2 exons. Bases 1 to 975 code for a protein of 324 amino acids.
AUGGGCUAUUCUGGACGCGAGGACUAUCAUGAACCCUCAUAUCUGCUACCCAUUGCCGUGUGCAUGGGUAUUUCCCUCUACAACGUCCUGGAACUGAACCUGGCUAUCUUCACGACAUUCAAAACCCGAAAGAGCCUCUAUUUCUGGAGUUUCAUGGCCGCUACCAACGGCAUUGCACCGCAUACCAUCGGCUUCUUACUUAAAAACCUUUGCUCAUCGGACAACUUUAUUUUAUACAUCUCGCUUAUCUCUGUGGGCUGGGUUCUGAUGGUGACAGGCCAAUCGCUCGUUUUAUACUCUCGACUUCAUCUCAUAUGCUGGAACCAAUUCUGUCUCAGGCUCGUGCUGGCCAUGAUCAUCACAAACGUCGUGGUCAUGCACAUUCCCAUCAUCAUUCUCAUGUAUGGCGCCAACAGCAGCGACUCGAAUCCUUGGGUUCAUCCAUAUCAGAUAUACGAGAAGAUUCAAGUCACCGUCUUUUUCUUCCAGGAACUCAUCAUUUCGACACUUUACAUCAAAGCCUGUUCUUCCUUCUUCGGCACUGAAGGACUAUUACAUGGAAAAGGCGUCCAGAGAAUGCGCAGGCAUUUACUUAUCGUCAAUAUCGUGAUAAUACUACUCGACAUACCAAUUUUGGUCCUCGAGUUUGCCGACUUUUACGACUUUCAGACGGCUUACAAAACGAUUGUCUACAGCAUCAAGCUGAAGCUUGAAUUCCACCUUCUGAAUCGUCUCGUUGAGGUGGCAAAGGGCAAUGAUGGAAUCGGUUUGCAGCGCGGAAAUCAAACUUUGCACGGUCUAAGGUUGGAGGCUUUCGAAAGUGACGGAGAUUUAUCAAGGUCCAAUGACUGCGAGCAUAGCAAUAUGAAUAGGGCUGUGGAUCACCAGAUAAGCAAGAGAAAAUACUUGGGUUCGGAGGAUGAAAUUUUAACGACUACAGAUAUAUCUGAGUUUAGGUUUUGCUUCAGCUCUUGA